AUGACCGAAACUGUUUCCUCGACGCCGCCGCCUGCGCCGUUGCGGUCAGCCUUGAAGUCUGAUGCUGACGGCGACAGAACCCCUCCCGCAAGUGGCAUUCUCAAAGCUGUGCAGAUAACGGAACCUGUUCCCGAGACGGAAGACGAGGCACAAACAACAAAGGCGUUCCGCGCCGGACCCAGCCGUAAGCUCAGUGGCAAACCGGCCUCUACCAAGUCUUCCGUCGCCGAAGGUUCGCCGGCCCUCCGUCCGGAUGACGAUUCUGCUCACUCUUCUGGCUCUCACCACCACCCUCACCGGCAUCAAUACUACGCCGAGAAGCUCCUGGCUCAAGUAUCGGAUUGGUUAGAGCAUGCCAAGAAGAAGAAGUUGGCUGCGCACAAGCCCAAAUCUCGCCGUCGCAAGUCCAACUCACCGCCUGACCAGGGUCGCUCCCCUUCUGAUCAGCCUGGCCGUCAAAGGUCCGACUCUAUGGACUCGCAGUCCAGCGACGUCUCUCUGGAAAAGCUCGAAAACAUUCUGCGAGACUCCCUUUCCUCUCUGGGGCUGAGUUCCAUACCUCAGCAUCCUUCCAAGUUUCCUCGUCGUCGACGUGCAAACUCUAAACCGCUUUUUCACCGUACUGCUUCUUCUGACACCGACUAUGUCGACGGAGAUGCUGUUGUGCCCAGCUGCGACGCGUGGCUAGACAACUCCAAGACGCUCAGCUACACUGCCGGAGCUGCAGGCGUUGAUGACUCGGCAGGACUAGGCAAGGCGGACAAGGACAAGGACCCUUGGCUUGUUUUCAAGAACGAGAUUAUUCGCAUCGCGCACACGCUGAAACUCAAAGGCUGGCGACUCGUACCGCUGGGAAGCGGGGAUGCCAUCAACGUCGAAAGAUUAAGCGGGGCUUUGACAAACGCAGUCUACGUUGUAACUCCACCAAAAGAGAUUGACGACUCUGAGGGGAAGAAGCUGCCCACCAGGGUGCUUCUUCGCAUUUACGGGCCCCAGGCAGAGCACCUCAUCGACCGCGAAAACGAGCUCAAGGUUCUGCAGCGUCUUGCGCGCAAGAAGAUCGGGCCUCGUCUACUGGGGACCUUUCAGAAUGGCAGGUUCGAGCAGUUCUUCAACGCCAUUACCUUGACACCGUCCAAUCUGCGCGAGCCCGAUACGACAAAGCAGAUUGCCAAGCGGAUGCGCGAACUCCACGAGGGCGUCGAUUUGCUACCACUCGAGCGUGACGGAGGGCCCAAUGUCUGGAAGAAUUGGGACCAGUGGCUUGCAAACGUCGCCAUUAUCAUGACCUAUCUCGACAAGCAAUAUGAUGAGGCCGAUGCCGAUGCCGGCGCAGGCCAACAUGGCUCGGUCGUUCAUGCCUGGAAGGCCAAUGGAUACGUGUGCGGCGUCCCGUGGGAGCAGUUCAAGAACAUGGUGGUUAACUAUCGAGCUCACUUGGAGAACUGCUACCAGAGCAGUAAGAGCAUAAAAGAACGCUUAGUUUUUGCCCAUAACGACACUCAGUACGGGAAUAUCCUCCGAAUUCGUCCCGACGAUGAAAAGUCGCCUCUGCUCCAGGCGGCCAACAAACACAAGCAGCUGGUGGUGAUUGACUUUGAGUACGCUGCCGCCAACGUGCCUGGUCUCGAAUUCGCCAACCACUUCACCGAGUGGACGUACAACUACCACGACCCUGCAGCAUCCCACGCCUGCAACCAUGAGCGGUACCCGACCCCGGAAGAGCAGCGGCGCUUCAUCAAAGCGUACGUUGAUCAUCGGCCCCAAUUCCCCGCGGCCAGCGCAACGCCGCGUUUGCGUCCGCAGGACAGCGGCUCCUCAACUCCCGCGCUCAACCCGACGGCUUCCAGCAGCUCCAUCGUCGACUUCAUGCUGGACGCCCGCGUGCCCCCGGGCGGUUGGACCGCGGCAGAGAGGGCGCGAGAAGAGCAGAGCGACUUGCAGGUGCGGGAGCUAAUGGAGGAGGCGCGGCUGUGGCGACCUGCCAACAGUGCCCAGUGGGUUGCCUGGGGCAUCGUGCAAGCCAAGGUCCCCGGGCUGGACGCCAACAACGAGCCCGUGCCGGCCGAGGCGGCGCGCAAGGCGGAGCAGGAGAUUUCGCACGACGAGUUCGACUAUCUAAGCUAUGCGCAGGACCGCGCGCUGUUCUUCUGGGGCGACUGCGUGCAGAUGGGGCUGGUCAAGGCAGAGCAUCUCCCCGAGAAGCUGAGACGGCGCUUGAAGGUUGUAGAGUGCUGA
Ustilaginoidea virens is the source of this 2238-nucleotide messenger RNA. RefSeq lists its product as uncharacterized. NCBI's taxonomy places the organism in Eukaryota, Fungi, Ascomycota, Sordariomycetes, Hypocreales, Clavicipitaceae. The record is from RefSeq and is a predicted model, not a curated record. Bases 1 to 2238 code for a protein of 745 amino acids. Gene Ontology annotation, cellular component: cytoplasm. The transcript has 3 exons. Gene Ontology annotation, molecular function: ethanolamine kinase activity; choline kinase activity. Gene Ontology annotation, biological process: phosphatidylcholine biosynthetic process; phosphatidylethanolamine biosynthetic process.